Molecule: messenger RNA, 1550 nt
Organism: Dothidotthia symphoricarpi CBS 119687
Lineage: Eukaryota; Fungi; Ascomycota; Dothideomycetes; Pleosporales; Dothidotthiaceae
Exons: 2
Coding region: 436-1437 (333 amino acids)
Source: RefSeq, a predicted model, not a curated record
UUUCUUGCCAAUUACAGGUCAAUCGCGGAGCACUACGCGCAAAGGCGUGCCCACCGAUACUGACUUGAUGAGUUGUCGACCUUUUUUUGCAGACAACAGCAACUCUUCAUUGGCUGUACGCAUGCUAGCCUACCGUUUUAUGUUUCAGGCCCUCACUAACAGUACGUGGGCGACAAAAUCAGCCCGACUUUUCUGCCUGACUUGUCACCUGCGACCCUACAUAAGGGACUGCCACUACGCCGCCUGCAACUGACCUCUGCCAGCACCUUCCGUUUCUCCCCCACACACGCCUUUCUUCGACAGACAAUCUCGUACUUGUUUUUAGUUCAACGUCCAGCAAUCGCACUGGACUUACGUCUCGGACUAACUUGCUGUAUUGAUUUCCAAAAGUCAAAAAUCUCGUUGCCAACCAGUUGCUAGUUGAUACCUCGAAACAUGCAGCCUAUGCUUAUCCACUACUGCAACUGUAAUAACAACACGUCUGUCCCUUACAGCUCGUCCAUCUUUUCCCAGAAUAUCGCCUGCUCAAAUUGCGGCUCCAUAUCAACGGGCAUCAAUAUCCGACCAAAGACUCAAGCGGAUACAAACAUGCAGCAAGACGAGCUUGCGCAGCUGUUCUCAGCUCACAUGAACCUAUCCAAUGGAGCGUCUCAGCAAAUGCCACAGGUUCAGCAACAAGUCCAGCAACAGGUGCAGGAAGAGGUUGUGCAACGGCAAGAGACUCCGAAACCGAUUGUUUACGCUUCUUCACAUUAUACCCACUCUUACCAUGUCGCGGCUCCCUCCCGGUCUACUUCGGAACCGUCAAACAAGACGCAUAUUGAGUCGUCUCAGCUAGAGGCUGUGCUCUUGCGCAACAGCAUUGAUCCCUCGCUGCUGUUUCCUUCUCAACUCGAUCUUUUCCAGAACGCAGACGACGAUCAACGACUGCGUUUACUCGAGCUAUGGCGUAUCUCGCCUCCGACGGGCCGUCAGGGGUACCCAGCUGGCACAGACUACAACAUGUCGAGACAGCUCUACGACUGGCCGCCAACCAGUGUGGCGCAAGAAGAGGCCAUGGCAAAGUUGAGAUAUGAGACACAAUUGGCCGAGCGUGCCCAACAGGAGGAGAUUCAAAGCCACCAACAGCAACUAAAUCAGAGUAUGGAUCGUGCAGCAGAACAGAUGGCAGAGCCAUACAUGGCCUCGGGAUACGAGAUGAUGGCCAGGCGCGAAUACGAUGAAUCUGCACACGCAGCUGAGAACAAGUCGACCACCGAGACGGACAGGUAUUGCCAAGCAACAGAUCCGGUGUACAACAUCGGUGGAACGAACGGUGGAUUGUGGCAGAAGAACGUUGGGAGCCUAUUGGAUAUGGAGGAUAACUACGGGUCUUUUGCGUACGCGAGAGAGUACGGCAUGCAACAGACAUAUGGCGACGAGGAGAUGGUCAUGUAAAGACCUAGACGAGCUGGUGUUGAGGGGUUCAAUGUCGUUUAGCAUGUUACCAGGGGGGCAAGGACUCGACUUGCUGUAGGAGCUCUGAAGACAAACCAAUAAGAUACCCAUGU